Messenger RNA from Thalassophryne amazonica, 1271 nucleotides. Its product is annotated as V-set and immunoglobulin domain-containing protein 1-like. Lineage: Eukaryota; Metazoa; Chordata; Actinopteri; Batrachoidiformes; Batrachoididae. Gene Ontology annotation, biological process: epithelial cell morphogenesis; maintenance of gastrointestinal epithelium. The coding region runs from base 170 to 1090 and encodes 306 amino acids. The transcript has 7 exons. Gene Ontology annotation, cellular component: plasma membrane. The record is from RefSeq and is a predicted model, not a curated record.
GCCCAUUCCAGCAAACAUGGAUAUGCAAACAUGAUGUUAUCAACGCGCCGCUUAUCAACCAGCCCAUUAGCAAGCUGACUGUAACCUUCACCGUGCACUAUUUUUACCCCGUGUCCUGGUCCACAGGAGAAUUUCUACAUUUGUGGUUCAAUCCUCUAUUUUUUUUAAGAUGUUCUCCAUUUUGCACUUAGCGGCAAUUCUUCUCAUAAUGGGACAUGCUGAACUGAUCACUGUCAAGACUCCGCAGAAACACAUCAAUGUGACAGCGGGCGAGAACGCGCUGCUGCAGUGUAACUUCGUCACGAUUGCGGAGACCAGCGGCCUCACCAUCCAGUGGGAUUUUAUUUCAAUGUCCUCCAUGAUGCCAAAUCAGAUCUAUUAUUACCAGUCAGGAAAGGUUGUCAUCGCUGACUCUUACAAGAGCAGGAUUCACCCCCCGUCGACCCCGGCAACAAGCAGAAAUGCCUCCAUACUAAUAGAGAACAUGCAACCUUCAGACACGGGCAUGUACACCUGUGAGGUUCACAACAUUCCUGAUGUAGAGGGACAGUCUGAAGCCAACAUCAUCGUCAAUGUGUUCGAGAAACCCUCGACUCCUUACUGCGCUGUGCACGGCGACGUGGAAUCAGGUCACCUGGUCACGCUGACCUGCCACAGUGAACACGGGAGCCCGAAACCGACAUACACCUGGACCCGACUGGACCAGACCAAGAGCAGAAGGCCUGUACUAGGGCACGUGACUGAAAAUGGAAUCCUGGAAAUCAAAAACAUAUCCCAGUUUCAGUUUGGGGAGUACCAGUGCAACGCUGCCAAUGUGGCGGGAUUUUCAUCUUGUAAGAUCGAACUAAAUGCCGAAGCGGGAGAUGGGGUGAUUGCCGGUGCAGUGAUCGGUGCAUUGCUCGGGUGCGUCCUCAUCAUCCUGGCUGUGUGGUUCAUCGCUCACAUGUUGAAGAAGCACAAAUACAAAGCGGUGAAAGCGUCGGAGGCUGAAACGAAGAGGAGCACUUCACAGACAGGAGGAGCCUCUGAGAGUGUUGCCAUGGCAACCAGGCCCAGCAAUCUCCAGGCUGAAGAUGAGCCACAAGCCUAAAAUUAAGGCCCAUUUAAAAAUCACAGGACGUCCAUUAAAUUUAAAUGUUCAAGGUGCAACUAAUUAAUCAACAGGAUUAUGAUAGAUUUACUUUUUUUUACAUGUGUAUUAAAUUCAGGAAUGUUCUCCAGGAAUCUUUAACCAUUUUAAUGUUUUUAUUGAAACUUGACAUUUUUAGAAU